AUGGAACAAUCCUUGAGUGUCAAGCUGGUGGAGAAAGGAGAGAGAACUCCCAUUACGGAAGAGAACCGCACCUCUAAGAAAGUUAAAACAACAGGAGAAAUGAAUGAAGGCUCGGACAUGAUUGUAGAUGAGAAUGGAGAAAGCACUUCUAAGGACGGUGGUUGGAGUACCGUUCAGAAGGAACUCUUUCAAGAACCUGAACCGGAAAAUGUUAAUCACUGUGACAUGGAAGCAGACCCACACCACGAUGUUGAGUCCAUGAAGCAACCUCAAGAGUCAUUCAAGGAGAAGCUCCUCAAAUCCCAAGCGAGUAAAGUCAAAACUGCAGUUACGCCAUCUAAUGAGGUGAUGAUCGAGGAAGGGGACGUUUCGGUGGUAAUGGAUGGACUCAUUCCCUCCAUAACUUUUUCUCAACGAAUAAAAGAUCUACUGAUUCAAUGCAUGAAGUUGGCUGUGGUGAUCAAGGUCCUGGGUCGCUCCGUUCAUCAAGACAUACUGCAGUCCAAGAUUAUCACUCUUUGGAAUCCACAAGGAGACUUUAAGCUCACUGAACUGGAAGGGAAUUGUUAUAUGGUGAACUUUGAGAACGAAGCUGAUUAUCAAGUCACCCUACUGGGGGGCCCGUGGGUCAUCCAAGGUCAUUACUUGACAGUGCACCCAUGGGAACCUACUUUAUCACCGAGGAACUUGGAAAUAAAGCAAGAGUUUGGAUGGGUCAGAUUACCUGGGCUUCCUUACCAUUACUACCACAAGCACAUGCUUAGAGCUAUCGGGGAAGUGAUUGGAAGAGUUCUGCGUAUUGAUUACAAUACAGAAGAUGUUGCGAAAGCGAGGUUUGCGAGAUUGGCAGUCAAAAUAGAUUUAACAAAACCACUGGUAUCCAAGAUCAAACUAGACGGUAUUACGCAAUAUGUAGAGUACGAGGGUCUUCCAACCAUUUGUUACCAUUGUGGCCGCUAUGGACAUUUAGAUAUUGCAUGCCCAUUAAAAGAACGGGCUUCAAGUAACGUCAAUGAAGGUACAAGCUCACCGGAGGAACGCUCCGCAACGAAGACCGAUGAUCAUCCUACAAACGCAACUUGGAUGCGUGAGACUCAAUCAAGGGAAGACAAACUCUUUGGCAAGUGGAUGAAGGUCCCUUCAAGAGGACGGCGUCCUGCCAAAAGUAGCCAGCGAGGAACAGAGGGAAGUACUGCCGCCAAUGUAAGGGGAGGGAAUAGAUUUGACCUUCUUAACACCCACGAUGAUAGGGAUCAGGAACGAGGAGAAGACCCGAAGGGCAAGGCAAGCGAAGGAGUGGUAGCGUAUCCCUCUGACCAGAAGAAAGAAGCUGUGGUGAAGUCUAUGACUUCUAGGAAUAAGAAAACAGAGAAAAAGAUGAGCUCCAAGAAGACUGUUAACCAAGGCCAUGUCAGAGACUCCAUAUUUGAAUCCAGAGCCUAUCAAGAGGCACGAAUUCCUACAACGAUCAAUGAAGGGAACCACUCUGCUGUUGUACUCAAUGAACCACGCAUGCCCCUACAACCGAAUGAGGAGAUGUCCAAAUCCAACGCUAAAUCCAUGACACCACGGCCCAGGACCACGUCUACGGCUGGUGAAGAAAAUAGCCUCCCAAGACCCCCAGAAGGGAGCUCUUCCAAACUGGGCUUUAAGCUCCAGCCCAACAUCAAAAUAAAAAAUCUUAAGCCCAAAGCCAAAGACGACAUUGGAUCACCAUCUGAGGAACUUACUAAAGCACUGGCUGAAGCACUAGGUGCGACAAUUCCAUCAGAUGAAGAUAUGUCUUUUAUGGAAGCAGCAGAAACAGGCUUCGAGGAUGACUCUGCCUCAGAGCGUUCAGACCAGGAACGGUAA
Molecule: messenger RNA, 1854 nt
Organism: Neltuma alba
Lineage: Eukaryota; Viridiplantae; Streptophyta; Magnoliopsida; Fabales; Fabaceae
Exons: 1
Coding region: 1-1854 (617 amino acids)
Molecular function (GO): nucleic acid binding; zinc ion binding
Source: RefSeq, a predicted model, not a curated record